AGCUGAAAACAUAACACUAGUAGCUGCACAUGUGUUUCAUCAUGGCGGCCCCCGCUAAAAAGAUGGUUGGGGUUUCGGACGACUCCAGCAGCAGUGACGACGAAGUACUUAAAAGAUGUCAGGAGGCGGUUUGGGAAACGAAGGCUGUCAAAAGCAAAGAUGGGGAUGCCAGUGUGAAAGAGUCAAAGCGUCUCGUUGUCGCUGACCAUGAACAUGAUGGCAACGAGCUCCAGGUCACGCCAGGAUUCCAGACGCAUGUUGCCAGAAAGUUAGGACACUUUCUUGACAGUUGUAUUUCAGAGAUAAAGCCUCAAACUUCAUCCUGUUUAGAAUCAGCUAAAUGUAACAAAGAUGAUGAUGAGGAGGAGGAUGAAGGAUUUCGUCUGUUUUCUACAUCUGUCCCAGGAAAGAAAGCUGAAGAUCCUCCCGCCCCCAUAAGGCGACGGCCUGCUCCAAGCUCAAGCGACAGCGAUGAUGAGAUGGAAAUGAGGCUGAAAGAGGCAGCGGUGUCUGUCAAAGAUCUGUUACCCUCGUUAGCACUCUCACCCCCUUUGAUGGAGCCUCCUUGCUUGGAAAAAAUGACAAAGACAAAGAAGAAAGAUACAGAGGGAGAAGAGAGCCACGUUGUGAAGAAGAAGAAAAAGAAGAAGAAGAAUCAGGAGGACGGGGAACAGGUGGACUCAGGUUCUACUCCUGAUGCUCAGAGCAAUGGUGAGCUCACAAACUCAGAGCAGGAACACAUGCAAGUCAAAGUAAAACGGAAAAAGAAGAAGAAGAGGCGAGAAGAAAACGCAGAGGAAGAAGCAUUGCACUGAUUUUUUUUUUUUUUUUUUUUUAAAUGACUUUCUGCCACGGAGGAUUCAAAGAUUUAAAAUAUUUUUAUUCCAAAGCUGGAAUUAGUCUUUACUUUGUCAUUAAUGCUGUAAAAAAAAAAAGUGAAAAUAUUUCAAAGUGAGUUAAAAAAAAAUGCAGAUGACAUACUGUUGACAAGUUUCAGAUCAGUUUACAUUUUGUUUAAAUUCUAAAACAUUUACAAACAUUUGAAUAAAAAAUACAUGUUGGUGUUAA
Molecule: messenger RNA, 1068 nt
Organism: Oreochromis aureus
Lineage: Eukaryota; Metazoa; Chordata; Actinopteri; Cichliformes; Cichlidae
Gene: c12h12orf43
Product: chromosome 12 C12orf43 homolog
Exons: 6
Coding region: 30-815 (261 amino acids)
Biological process (GO): Spemann organizer formation; Wnt signaling pathway; negative regulation of Wnt signaling pathway
Source: RefSeq, a predicted model, not a curated record